Messenger RNA from Alternaria triticimaculans, 390 nucleotides. RefSeq lists its product as uncharacterized. NCBI's taxonomy places the organism in Eukaryota, Fungi, Ascomycota, Dothideomycetes, Pleosporales, Pleosporaceae. The transcript has a single exon. The coding region runs from base 1 to 390 and encodes 129 amino acids. The record is from RefSeq and is a predicted model, not a curated record.
AUGCACACCCCAACCGUCCUCCUCAUCGCGGCCGCAGCCAGCGCCGCCGUCGCCGCACCCGUCACCAGCAUCAAGCCUACCGACUCAACCAACACCGCCAACACCGUCACCGUCGCACCUGCCUCAGCCGGCAUGGUCGACACAGAAGGCCACUGCAUGCACCCACCGCGUGCCGCCUUCGCCGCUCUUGAUGCCGCCAUGGCCGCUGGAGAUGCAGCUACUGCUGCCGCCGCCGCUGCUGAAAUCGCCUCUGUUGUCGCUGCCGCCCAAACUGCCACUGCCCAGGCCGCUGCCCAGGCGGACGAAGAAGAGACCCAAGAGCAGUACAACAAGAAGCUUGUCAAGAUGGACAAGGCUCGUGAGCACGGUGUUGUCUGCACUGUUUUGUAG